This is a messenger RNA of Hippoglossus stenolepis (Pacific halibut), 1641 nucleotides long. It is a transcript of the gene ch25hl3, whose product is annotated as cholesterol 25-hydroxylase like 3. The record is from RefSeq and is a predicted model, not a curated record. NCBI's taxonomy places the organism in Eukaryota, Metazoa, Chordata, Actinopteri, Pleuronectiformes, Pleuronectidae. The transcript is spliced from 2 exons. Gene Ontology annotation, molecular function: steroid hydroxylase activity; C-4 methylsterol oxidase activity; iron ion binding. Bases 272 to 1063 code for a protein of 263 amino acids. Gene Ontology annotation, biological process: sterol biosynthetic process; cholesterol metabolic process.
ACAACAAUUGAAAGCGUCCAUCUGCAUCCGAUUGAUGUAUGACUCCUCCUACAACAGAAAAACUCCAGAGCAGACUCCUCUCUCUCUCUGUGAAGAAGUGGAGCUGCAGCCGAGGGAGAACUCACGCAUUAUUUUUUUGUUUAAGUUUUGGGGACUAUAAUAUAUUCUGAAGAGCACUAACAGCUGCUCUUUCUGAGAGAAGAAACAAGUAACUCUUUUUCUCAGUCCGGAGGUGAGCGCAUGAUGCGGAGGUGAGAAGGUGAAGACAGUGAUGAACCUUUCGUCCUCAGAGCCGGAGGAAGCGUGUGCGCGUGUCCUGCAGGGGCUGUGGGUGCGUGUGAGAGCGGGACAGGAGGAGAUCCUGCUCUCUCCGUACCUGCCCGCGUCCUGCGCCUUACUCACGCACCUCCUCCUCUGCGCACCUUUCCUGGCGCUGGACACGCUGGGCGGCGUGUGUCGGCGGGUCCGCUCCUGGAGGAUCUCCGCGGGCUCGGGGCCUCCGCCGUCUGUCCGCCGCUGGUUCGGCUGUUUUUGGGCCGUGCUGUACCGAUACCUGACCGCCAUCCUGCCCGCCACCGCGCUCUUCCAGACCCUGCGGAGCCCCGCGUUACCGGCGCUGGCUCCGUCCUGCUGGCAGCUCUUCGUGGAGGUCUGCGCGUGUAUUCUGCUGUUUGACUCGCUCUACUUCAUAUGGCACUUCUCCAUGCACAGGUUUCCCUGGCUCUACCGCAACAUCCACCAGCUGCACCACCAGCACCAUGUGCCCUUUGCUCUGGCAGCCCAGGACGCCGGCUCCACUGAGCUGCUGUCUCUGCUGCUGCUGGCUCUGAGCAGCGCCUGGGUGGUGGGCUGCCACCCUCUGAGCGAAAUCCUCUUUCACCUCCUCAACAGCUGGAUGGCAGUAGAAGACCACUGUGGCUACAAUCUGCCCUGGGCUCUGCACAGACUGCUGCCCUUUCUGGGAGGAGCCCCCUUCCACCACACCCAUCACAUCCGACACAAUGGCAACUACGCCCCCUACUUUACCCACUGGGACCACCUCUUUGGCACAUACAUUUCAUGAGUGGUGUAUACACAUCCAGAGUGGUGUUACUGCUACAUGCAGCAGUUUGGGAGUUAAUGGCCAACAUGAAUUGAAGGAUGUGUUCUGUCGAUCUUUCUUUCCUGAUCAGAUGCUCACAUAAUCAUGGAUCUGUAAAGUUUUUACAUUUAAAAAAAUUCAGGACUAUGCCUACGUGUAAUAGAAACUGAAUUUUCAAAAUUGCUCCCUAUAAAGGACUGCAUACACUAUCGUUCCUUGAUAAUUUCAAUAUGUUUGUGGACCAAUCUCAAGUUCCCAAGCAGCGCUUGAUACUUGACAAAUAGGGAAUGCUGACAAUUCAGAUGAACAUCUGGCUUGUUCCGCAGCAAGUGAAUGCAGCUUGUGGUGAGAAGAUAAAACAACAACAUGAACAAAUCAAGACAAUGAAGCUAUUCAAAACAUUCUGUGUGUUUGGAUGGAUUAGUGGGCUUUCAUACUGUUUUUAUGGGCCAAGGCAGCUCAUGUUUGACACAUUUCUCAAACUGGAUAUCAACCUUUCAUUUAUCACAGUAUUUAUUUUGUGCAAAAUCUAAAUAUUUCAAUGGAACUCUCAACAAUGU